AUGGACAAAACAUCGGGCAAUGUGGCUCGUCGAGCCUUUCGCCGCGUGGCCCGAGGCGUCCAGGCCGCCACUCGGAAGAUGUUGUUUUGGCGACCGAGGAAGAGUAAUAUUAUCAACAACAAUAACAACAACAACAACAAAAGCAACAAGAAGAAGAACAACGGCGAGAACAAUAUCUAUAACAAGAAGAACAACAGCUACAAAAACAAAAACAACGACUACAACUACAACAAAAGUAACAAGAUGAAGAACAAAGGCGAGAACAACAUCUAUAAGAACAAUAAGAACAACUACUACAACAAGAGCAACUACAACAACUACAACAACUACCACGACUACUACCACAACAACUACUACCACAACAACCACAACAACUACGGCAGAAGACUCCAAUACAACCGCACGAUGAGCCGGAUGCAUCGCAACAACUACUUCGCCGGCAUUGCCGCGCGAGCCGGUCUCCCCCCCGACCUCCAACCACCGGCGCAACAACACCUGCGACGACCGGCACCGGCCGCCAAGCAGGCCAAGCAGGCCAAGCAGGCCAAGCAGGCCAAGAAGGGCAAGGAACGGAAGCCCCGGCCGAUCCGGGCCAUCUACAGCCCUGCCACGGGCCAACUCCUGGCCCCGGAGCCUCGGCAAGCCUACCUCGCAUGGUACGACGAGGAUUUGGAGCACGCGAGGGUCGUACGUCCGGCACGGCCGGAGCCAGCAAGACAGGCACGGCCAGCACGACCGGUGCGACCGGUGCGACCGGCGCGACCGGCGCGACCGGCGCAAUCUCCGUCUGCGGCUCUGGCACCGCGGGCCCCUCUCCCCAGGGUCCUUCCGAACCGCUUGGAGGCCCACAAUGGGAACAAGAACAGGCGCAGUGCCGUGCCAGUGGCUGACGGCGCGGUGGACGCGGAGUCGCCAUUGGACGACAGCGAUGACGAGUCGGUGGUGUCAGUUCCACCCAGAAUCCAGGGCCGGGCUUACUCCAUCUAA
Molecule: messenger RNA, 987 nt
Organism: Sporothrix brasiliensis 5110
Lineage: Eukaryota; Fungi; Ascomycota; Sordariomycetes; Ophiostomatales; Ophiostomataceae
Exons: 1
Coding region: 1-987 (328 amino acids)
Source: RefSeq, a predicted model, not a curated record